AUGGCGAGCGCGCAGCUCACUGAUGAGCAGCUCCAACAGAGCGCCGUUCUUUCCGAUGACGACGCCGAAUACGAGAAUGCUCCCGAAGUGCCCCUCGCUGAAGACGAAGCACCCAUAAGCACCGAGAGCCCGUUAACUAACCCCAAUACCCACGAUGACGCCCAUUCGGACGCGACCCCAGACGGAGACGACGAAAAACACGCGAAUAUUACCGAUAACGAUGUGGAAAUGGGCGAAAAUACAGACGAGCACAGCGGUCUCUCUGACGAGGAGUCUGUUGUCGAUGAAGAAAUGGACCAGAACUUCGAUGAGGAUGUCGAACCGCGCGCAGAACAAGACCACGAAGACGAGGCCUCUGCUGGCCCCGGCAGUCGCAGUAGCAGCCCCUUAGACGAUAUCGAAGAGGAUGAAGAGGCGGAAGGCGUCGGCGCUGUCAAAAUUCGGCCAGGCGAGACAGAUGACGAGGCUGAGCUCGAGAGCGACCAAGAUUCACAAAGCGAAUCUGACAACGAAUCCGACGGUGCUGCAGCAUGGGAGGAUGCCGCAGGAGAAGAUGAAGAUGACGAAGAGGGAUCGGAGGAUGCCGCGCCUAACAUGUGCAUGUUUUGCAAACAAGACGAAGAGAACGACCCUGCCGAGGAAUUCGAAGAGUACUUGGCCUGUGGUGUAUGCGGCGAGAACUGCAAGGAGGCAGGCGCCUUGAAAGACCCCAGCAGUCUUCCUCAGUGGAAGUGUAUCGAAUGCGCUGCCGGAGAUGACGAGGCGGCCAACGAACCGCUCGAUGGAGUCUCGCAAGAACACGAACCUGAGCCGGAAGUCGGACUCGAUCUUGAGCUAUCGCCGUCUUCUAGGCGAUCGACGGCAUCUCAAGUCGCACGAGAUUUGCUUCCUCCUCAGAAAGGCCCAGCUAAGCCUGAUUCUCACUCAGUCUUCAACCAGCUGGUUCUGGACGGUGACCCGUUGGAUGGGUCUCGCGUUCUCCGAAAGCGUAAGACAUCUUCCGUCGAGGCAGAUGACAUGGUAAUGUCCCUUCGGAAACGACGGAGAAACAAUUCCAAGGAGCGAGAAUCAAGUCACGGAGCAGGCACCUCGCAGGACACUGCCAAUGGAACGGGCGAAAAAGAUGUUCGCCGCAAAUUGCGUUUGAACCCGACCAGGAAGAGCCAAGCAGUUACCGUAACCCGCCGCCAACGGUCAACCAUUGUCAAAAUGCGCGUGAAGCCAUCUGCGCUUCGUCGUGUCCUCUCCAGAAAAUCCACAUCGAAUCGAAAGAGAUCCGAAAGGGGAAAUGCCACUGCGUCGCGCGGUGACCCCAUCGCAGGCGUCUCGACUUCACUUACGUCGGGCGACUAUUCACAUCCCUUCUAUUCGUUUUUCGAGCGAGAGACAGACGAAAUGAAAACCAAGCCAUACGGUGGAAUCCUUAGCGAGGCUGAAGCAGACACAUCCAGAACGCUUCCCAUGCCGGAAGACCGCCGGAAAUUCGACGAGGCGAAGCAAAAAGCAGAAGAGGUCUGGAGAGCACGCCUCCACAGUGUUCAAGCCAAUUUGGGCACGCCCGCCAAAAGGCCGAAGAAGAAUGCGGGACCGGCGAGUCAAAUCGAGUGCAUCGAUUUCGGGGGUUGGGAGAUUGACACGUGGUAUGCUGCUCCCUAUCCCGAAGAGUAUAGUCGCAACCGAACGCUGUACAUCUGCGAAUUCUGCCUGAAGUACAUGAACUCGGAUUAUGUUGCUUGGCGGCACAAACUCAAAUGCCCAGCCAAACACCCUCCGGGUGAUGAGAUCUACCGACACGGAUCCGUCUCUGUUUUCGAAGUUGACGGCCGAAAGAACCCGGUUUACUGCCAGAAUCUCUGCCUACUCGCCAAACUCUUUUUGGGUUCCAAGACGCUUUACUACGACGUUGAGCCAUUCUUAUUCUAUGUGUUGUGCGAAUACGACACGCUCGGCUACCACUUUGUCGGCUACUUCUCCAAAGAAAAGAGAGCAAGCAGCCAAAACAAUGUGUCGUGUAUUCUCACAUUACCAAUCCACCAACGCAAAGGCUACGGAAACUUGCUGAUAGACUUUUCCUAUUUGCUCACCCGCGUUGAGCGAAAAACGGGAUCUCCUGAAAAGCCACUGUCUGACAUGGGCCUGGUCUCGUAUCGUAACUAUUGGAGGCUAGUGCUAUGCCGGUAUUUGUUGGACCACAUUACCGACGACAAGGCAUCGGCGGCGGGUUUGAGCGUACGAAACAUCUCCGACGACACGGGCUUGACAGCAGACGACGUGAUAUCAGCGCUCGAGGGUCUUCGAUGUCUUGUUCGCGAUCCCCAGUCGGAGCUAUACGCUUUUCGGGUGGACCUUGCUUACUGCAACGACUACAUCUCCAAGUGGGAGCGCAAGAACUACGUCAAGCUGAACCCGGACGCGUUAACUUGGACACCGUAUGUCAUGGGACGAGGCAAUGCCACCAACUUCGAACUGGGUCCCGCUAUUAGCGCGAUCGCACCACGAGAGGAGGAGGAGCCUCUGAAGCCCGUCGAAGAGUCGGGUUCAGUCAUAUCCCACCACGAGCCAAUCGCCAAUGGUGUCGCGGUCACGGUUAAUGGAGUGACAGAGAAACUUGCGGAUACGGGCAGUGCCUUAGUAGCAGACAAGGACGGCGCAGACACGUGCGAUGAGGUAACUGACACUCAAGUACACCCGGACGCUUAUGAAUCCAUGGAGUCGCAUGAUGGUGCUGCGAAUGGAGAGAAUAGCUUGGAAGCUGCUCACGAGGAGGCAUCCCAACACAGCACGGCGACGCAGGAAAACUCGGGGCAGCUCUUGUUGGAGGACUGGAAGUUGGUCUACAGGGAUGUGCCUCCGUCCAGGUUCGAAGUUUAUCCACCUCUCGGCGGCCGCCGCGCAGAUCGGCCCCGUGCAAGCGUUUCUCGACCAGCGGUGCCACGGAGCAAUAGCAGUAGCUCACGGCCGAAACGAUCAGGUGGGGGCAGUAGCAGCGCCAGACGGCCAUCAUCGAGCCGGCCCAAGAGCUCCUCUUCGUCGCGUAGGAAGACUGGCGGAACAGGACGCGGGCCAGGAAGAUGGCCCAAGGGCACCAAGAAGAGCGAUUACGGCAAUGCCGACAGCGGACCCGGCCUCCCGCCGGCCUGGAUUAGGGAAAGGCAACGGCUUGCGGCGGUCGGGGGAGCCAAGGGCACCGAGGCGGGAGAGGGGUCCGGUCUGGAGGCCAAGCAGACGAUGGAUGUGGUCCGAGUGCAGGUCGAGGAGGGAGCAGAGGGGACGACGGUGUUAGGCGGAAAGGGAGGCGGUGGUAAAAACGGUGUAAGUGAAGAUGCAGAUGGGCAUGCGGAGGACGAAUGA
Messenger RNA from Colletotrichum karsti, 3351 nucleotides. Its product is annotated as moz sas family protein. Gene Ontology annotation, molecular function: histone acetyltransferase activity. The record is from RefSeq and is a predicted model, not a curated record. Gene Ontology annotation, biological process: regulation of DNA-templated transcription. Bases 1 to 3351 code for a protein of 1116 amino acids. The transcript has 3 exons. Lineage: Eukaryota; Fungi; Ascomycota; Sordariomycetes; Glomerellales; Glomerellaceae.